UUUCCCACAAUGCCGUAGCGGCGGAGCCCGGAGCGGCGCAGGACGGCGCCGCGCUUCGCAUUACGCUGACGGGCAGCGGGUGAGCCGCGCGCGCGUCGCUCCAUCUCGGUUCUGCGCUGCUCUGCUGUCGCUGUUGCUGUCACUGCCACACUGCGCAGCGUGGGCGGGCUCCCGGCCCCCGGCCAGCAGCCAUGUCGGGCUUCAAUCUGCUGCACCUGGUGACUAAGAGCCAGCCUGUGGCGCUGCGGGCCUGCGGCCUCCCCUCAGGAUCAUGCCGGCGUAAGAAGACCUGGCCAGUGUCGUUCCCCCAGGAGGAGCUAAGGCAACGCCUUACACCCAUCCAGUACCAUGUGACCCAGGAGAAGGGCACUGAAAGUGCCUUCAGAGGGGAGUUUAGUGACCACAAGGAGGAAGGCAUCUACACGUGUGUGGUCUGCGACACCCCCCUCUUCGAGUCUGAUAAGAAGUUUGACUCUGGAUCAGGAUGGCCCGCCUUCUACGACCUGAUCAAAGAGGACACCGUUACGCAGACAGACGACUUCUCCUAUGGCAUGCACAGAGUGGAGGCCACCUGCAGCCAGUGCGGAGCCCAUCUGGGUCACAUCUUCGACGAUGGCCCUCGACCCACAGGGAAGCGCUACUGCAUCAAUUCAGCCUCCAUGGCUUUCAAGAGCAAGGAGCAGACCGUACCCAGCCCCUCCCAGGGAGCUGAGGCGGGGGCUGCCACCACGGAGGCUUCCAAGGUAGCUGUCAAGGGGGCUGCCAAGGGGGCUGCCAAGGGGGCUGCCAAGGGGGCUGCCAAGGGGCCCACCAAGGGGGAUGCCAAGGGGGCUGCCAAGGGGCCCACCAAGGGGGAUGCCUUGGAGGCUGCCACCACGGAGGCUUCCAAGGUAGCUGUCAAGGGGGCUGCCAAGGGGCCCACCAAGGGGGCUGCCAAGGAGGCUGCCACCACGGAGGCUUCCAAGGUAGCUGUCAAGGGGCCCGCCAAGGGGGCUGCCAAGGAGGCUGCCACCACGGAGGCUUCCAAGGUAGCUGCCAAGGGGCCCGCCAAGGGGGCUGCCAAGGAGGCUGCCACCACGGAGGCUUCCAAGGUCGCCACCAAGGGGGCUGCCAACGGGGCCCCAGGGAGCCGCUUCAGGGCCCCAACGGCCCCCAGCAAGACUGAGCCCUGAGACCCCCCCUCCCAAGACUCUGUAGUCUGGGUACUCCAGCCUGAUUACCCCUGACCACAGGGCUACAGGUAACUGACCCACUGGGCCAAAUAUUCCAGACCAUGGAGCCCUACAGGUACUGUGAACAACCCCAUAUGAAGCCCAGAUAUCCACCAGAAGAAAACUACAAGAGCAACAAGCACCAUUUAUGUUAAUGGCUCCGCCCAGAUUACCCAGAAUCCCCCUCUCUGCACGCAGCAAUGCCCCCCCCUCCUAUUUGAGGGAAAAACAGUCUGGACGGACAGAGGUGGGGGCAUUGGAGGAGGACUGCCCCUUGCGCUUCUUUAUGACCGUCAGACACUUGAUUUUAAAGGUUUUACAGAGGUUUUUAUAAUAGAUUCUUAGUUAUGCUUACAUUUUUUUCUGGCCUUAGCAAUGUACCACCAAGCUUUAAGUUGAAGAAUAAACACAUGCAUACUUUGCUAGAAUAAAGUAUUACUUUGAAGUGACAUUUGAUACAGGGAGUCGAACAGUUUGAGGAACACUAUGCAAGAGCUUUAAGGAGAGAAUGGGGCGGGAACAGAGCCUCUUUCAAAGAGACCGAGAUGUGUGACAGAUGUUUAGUCUGAACAUGGAGGGAGCCGAAUAUCUGAGGCUGAUUUCUUGCCUCCUGCCCUGGUGCCUUUUUGCCCUGUAUGAACAUUUUCUGUGUUUUCCUUCACUAGCAGUGUGAGAAGAGUAGUGAGACUCAAUAAAUCUUGACACACUUGAUGUUCUUUUCA
Paramormyrops kingsleyae is the source of this 1933-nucleotide messenger RNA. It is a transcript of the gene msrb3, whose product is annotated as methionine sulfoxide reductase B3. Gene Ontology annotation, cellular component: cytoplasm. The record is from RefSeq and is a predicted model, not a curated record. NCBI's taxonomy places the organism in Eukaryota, Metazoa, Chordata, Actinopteri, Osteoglossiformes, Mormyridae. Gene Ontology annotation, biological process: protein repair; response to oxidative stress. Gene Ontology annotation, molecular function: peptide-methionine (R)-S-oxide reductase activity.